This is a messenger RNA of Phlebotomus papatasi, 8698 nucleotides long. It is a transcript of the gene Fbl6, whose product is annotated as F-box/LRR-repeat protein 6. The coding region runs from base 944 to 2974 and encodes 676 amino acids. Gene Ontology annotation, biological process: SCF-dependent proteasomal ubiquitin-dependent protein catabolic process. The record is from RefSeq and is a predicted model, not a curated record. Gene Ontology annotation, cellular component: SCF ubiquitin ligase complex. The transcript is spliced from 7 exons. Gene Ontology annotation, molecular function: protein binding. Lineage: Eukaryota; Metazoa; Arthropoda; Insecta; Diptera; Psychodidae.
CCAAUGCAAACUUCAGUGUGGUGGAUGAGUUGUGUGUGGAAAAAUAUCAGGAAAUUAAUUAAAUUAGAGAGUUGACAAGUUGCAGAGGGAAAUACGCAGAGAAAAGUGACCACGGAGUGACCAUCCGCGGUGGCAGUGUCGUGAGUGGACGUGAAAAGCGGAAAAUGUUGGUGGAUUGUUGUGUGUGACCUAAAAAAAAAGAGCCAAAGUGUAUUUUGUGUUGCUGAGAGGCAGCAAAAGAAAAUACGCCUUUUUCUCUUUUGGCGUUUUUUUUUCUUCUCACCGCCUUCCUCUUUCAUCGCCCCUUGGCUCACUAGGCGGAUGAGAUUUGUGAUCGUGUGAAGGUGAUUCCCUGUCCCAUUCGAAGAGGACCCCCAAAGUGACUUCAGUGGGCAUAAAAAGACGCGGAUAGAGUGAGAGUUCUUGCAAUUUUGCACCCCGAGGUGUGUUGCUGUCAAUGGUGUUUACAAAUUUUCCCAUUUGUGUAUUUAUGUCAUCCACCGAGGAAGGUGGAAGAGCGGGACGCGCACAUCUUGGGCAUCGGGGAGGGCAGUGAGUGUGAAAGAGAACCAGGAGGUCUCAGAGUGGAAGAUUUUCGGAGCAAUUGCAGGAGACUCCGCGAGGCUUUUUUUCUCGCCUUGUGGGAGAAUAUUUUGCGUGGAAAAUUCGCUCUCGCUACACUGCUAAAAAGGCGUCAUGUGAGGCAGUGUAGUAGUUUUCCAAGGAGCAACAGACGCCCAAUUGGAAUUACAGUGGGAGACAAAAAGCAAAGUGAGUGUGAGUGUUAUAAAUCUCUCUUGGAUUCUCUCACAGUUGACAGAUUACGCGCGCAAAGUGAGACAGUUUUUUGCAUCUCCCUCCCACAUCAUUGGACAAUGUAAAUCAUCUGCACAGAAGUCGGUGUGUGCGUGGUGAAUUCCCAAAGUGUUUGUUUAUUUUGUCAAUGGAGCAGGACUCAAAAGUAGAAUCCCGAAUGGCUGUGCCAUCGUCUUUGACCACGGAUGUCGUGGUGCCAGUAAAAGAGGAGGAAAAUCUCCUGAACAAAUCUCCAGUUUCCCAAUUAUCUGAUCCCCAACCAUCCUCGUCCAGUCAGCUGGACGAAGCGAUGGAUGUGAAACAGGAGAUCGAUCGAGUUGAUUUUAUGCCUCAGCCAUCCUCAAGCACAUCCCCAUCUACGGGCGAGGGAAGUGUCAGAGAGGAGAAAGACAUUAAAGUGAAGACGUCCAAGGACAGUGGACAACAAAGGAAUAGUGCUAAGUCGAAGGGUCCCACGUCCGGGAAAGGAGACAGUGUGAGGUCAUAUGCUAAUGGAAGUCUUCAGCCACCAACGGGUGGGAAACCUCUCAUGGCUGCCCUCACUAAGAAGCUUUCAAAGCCUCGUGGUAGACCAAAGCGGAAGGCUCUUGUAAAAAUGUAUCAGAGUGAGAUAAGUGACAACAAGUUGGGCAUCAAGUUGUGCAUCAAGAAAUCCGAUGCGCCAACAAUCAAGCAAAAGAGCAGCCGAAAACGUUCGCGAAAGUCCAAAGCACGGAGGGCGUCAGACAGUGAUGAUUCGGAUUAUGAGAAAAAGAGGCGGAAGGAAUUGAUUAAGCAACGAGCAAAUAAUAACACGGACAAGGAUAAGAAGGAUGCAGAUGAAUUUGUGGAACCAGAAGAGCAGAGUUGCUGGGGUUCAACGCUGCCCAAAAAUGUCCUGCAUACCAUUUUCCUCUAUGCCGUCCAGGAGGAGGGUUGCCUGCCCACGCUCAUUAAUUUGGGCAAGGUGUGUUCGCUGUGGUAUGAAGUGUCCCUAAAUUCAGCCCUCUGGCAUACGUUGGAUUUGAGUGCGUGGGUGAAGGAUCGUUUCAAGACUGAGCUGAAGCUCAAGUGGUUCAUUGAGAAUCGGUUCAGAGGUUGUCAGGAUGUCAAUGUGUCCAAUUGGAAGGUGACAAAUGUUCAGUGUGUGCUGGAGAAGAUGGUGGAUGCAUGUCCGAAUUUGGUGGGAAUUACUCUGGCUGGAUGGAAGUUUCUGCUGUGUGACCAUCUUAGCUAUAUUGUUGAGAACUUCAAGAAACUCCAGCGACUGGAUCUGAGCUCGAUUAAUCUCGAGGCAAAUGCCAAUAAAACUGCCGUUGGUUUCACAUCCCUAUGCAAUGCCAUACAAGGACUCAAUGAACGGCUGACGCAUUUACUGUUGGCACACAAUAAAUUGGGUGGACUUCCGCAAAUUAUUUCGGCACUUUCCACUCAUUGUCCAAAUUUGGUUCUCCUGGACUUUUCCAACAUCUGUACUCUGGCCAUGUCUCAUGCCAUCCUGCAUAUUGAGAAAUUGCAGCACGGUUGUCCCAAGCUCAAGGUGCUUCGGAUAACAAAUGCCCAAAUUACUCUCAGUCAAAUAUCUCUGCAAGAGCAGAUGGACUCACCAGGAUUCCCGGAAUUGGAAGAACUGAGUGUGGCCUCUCUGGCAGAAUCUCGUCUUAUCAAUGACGAAUUUGUCCAGAGAAUCCUGAAGACAAGUACAAAACUGAAGUUACUGGACGUUCGCGGUUGUGCAAGACUCACCCAUGACAGUCUCAUCAGACUUCCGGCAUGGGAUCUCAAGCAUCUGUUCCUCUCGGGUUGCUGUGUAACAAGGGAUUUGGGUUCUGGUUUGGAGUUGAUCGCCUCAAAGUGGGCACACAGUUUGACUGAGAUUGAUCUGGCUUGGGCAAAUGUCCAAGGACCUCUGGACAAUGCCUUGAAAGCGUUGGCCGAGAAGAAGUCUGAAUCUCCUCUCAGCCACUUGAAUUUGUGCGGUUCAUCAGUUUCUUUGGAGGCUGUUAAGGAGAUUCUGAGUAAUUGUCCUCAGUUGAGUUCUAUCAAUUUGUCCUCUUGCCGUGGACUUCCGCGUGGUUUUAAGCGACUUCUCCAGGGACCAACGGAGAUAUCGGAAUUGCGUGAGAAUCUCGGUGCACCGUUGCAAGUGGUUAAAAAGGAUGAAAGUACAUUGGAAUAAAAAAAUUGACAAAGUGCAAAGUAAGUGAAUUCAAUGGCAAUUUUAGUGUGUGAAUCACUUUAAAAAGUUUAAUUCUGGAGCCGAGUGAUCAAAUGGGUUUGAAAGGUGAAACAGAAUGUGUCUGGGACAGAAAAGAAAACAGACUAUUUGGUGUGUGCAUGAGAGAAUUGUAAUACUUUCUUCUAUAACUACGUAAAUAUGAAUUAAAAAUGAGAUAAAAAUACAAUUUUAUUUGGGGUGAAAUGAUUAUUAACACAGAGAAUUAAGAAAUUAAAAGAAAACACAUUUUUACACAAAUUGUAGUAAAUAAAAUAUAAAUAAUAAAAGAGAAGAGAAAUCACACAAAUAAGAGAAUUUUGUGAUAAAGAUAAAAAAAGAACAAGAUUUAUUUGUUGAAUGCAAUUGAGGAACAAUUAUUGUGUCGCAUGAGAUACACUAUUUUAGAAUUUUUAAGGAACAAAAAAGAAACACCUUAGAAUUAAGAAUUGUGUAUAGUUUUUUUCAUUUGGUGUUGCAAAAGAAUUAUUAACAAAGGAGAAAUUAACAAAAUUUUAAUCGUAUGUGAUAAAAAAAAAAUUGAACAGCAAAUAAGGCUUCUUUUGAUCACACUCAGCUUUUUGAUAAGUUGACAAUUUGGUACAAAUUUUUUAUUGAUUCUCGUUUUCUUGUGAAUCAAAAUCGAAUAACAGCUCUGUCGAAAAAAAAAUGAAGAAACUUCCGAAUGAUCUUUUCUGUGAAGCAGCAUUUUCUUGAUCUCAAUCUCAAAUAGAAUUGUUUAUGAGAAAAGCAAUAGAAAGGUUCUAAUGUUCUAAAUUCUUUUAUUUUUCUAUUUUUUCGCAAAAAAAACACUCGGUUUAUUUAGAGAUUAUUUUAUUAGAAGGUUUGGAUCAACUUGAUUUUAUGAGACCUUUUUUUACAUUGGAUAUUUGCAAAUAUGUACACUGAACUCUUCGAUUUUCGGGUGAUUGGGACCGAAAAUGACAGACAGAAACCCAUGCGAGAAGGAAGCGUUUGACAGCUGUCAUCCGAAGUGUAGGCUCUAUAGAACAGAGGUGUGCAAGAACCGUUUGAAACCGAAUAAACGUCAAAAUAAGUUUGUUCAAGUAGUGUUUUGACCAUUGACGUACAAGUUUCUUUUGACGUUUAUUCGGUUUCAAACCGUUCUUGCACUCCUCUGCAUAGAAGCAAAAAUCUUAAGUUCUUUUCGAGUCGGUUAUAUCUACCUUUAUCCUAUCUUCCUUUUCUAUUUUACUAGAAUUUGAUACCAUAAGCGAUUUUUGUAUCGUCGUUUGCGUCAUAUGCAAAUACUAUACCAGUCGAUGCAACUGACGAUAUUUCAGCGUCUCUUGAAGACAAUUAACUAUAGGGUAAAUGUCCUAAUUCAAAACCAUUUCCAGACGCUUUAAUUUUGACAGAAGAUUCAACACUAAGUUCAUAUUUUUUCUGAAGAGAAUUACAUAAAUUUGCUCCUUGACUCUUCUAGAAUAUUACUGUUUAGUGAAAAUUCUUUAGAUAUAAUUUGAAAACAUCUUAAAUACAAGAAAAAUACGCGAGCGUAAAAUGCUUCUAUUGGAAACAAAUUAAUCCAAAUGGAGGCAAGGGAAAGUUUCUAAUUGGAGACAAACAGUGUAAUGGCCUCUACACAUUGGGAGCAAUUUUUGUCAAAAAUUGCUUUUUUGAAGGAAAUUCCCUGCAGCGUUGCAGGGGGAAACGUCAAAUUUCUGUCAAAAACGCAAUUUUUGACGAAAAUUGCUCCCAAUGUGUAGACGCCUUAAGUGAAACCACGACGAAAGGCUUCCAAAACCUUGUUGAGUUGCUCCUGAGUGCAAGAUUUGUUCUUAUUCCUGAUCUUUUCUCCUUUCUCAUCUAAAACAAUAAGAAAAUCUCCCCAAAAAAUCAUAUUUCCGGGGUUUCCUAUUGAAGCAUUUGCAGGCACUUCAGAAAAACCCUUUUUGUUCACGAAAUAAGGUAAUUAUUUCAUUUGUAAACUUCACGUACCGUUACCAAUGAAGAUUAGCACUUAAUUUAACUAAAAUUAGCCAGAAAUAUGACAUAAAUGUUAAACAAAACGAAUAAACAAAAGCCACCUUAUUGUGUUUUUCAUUGGAAAACAUGGUCGAUCUAUCAAAAAUUCGAUGGUGAAAAGGUACACUUUCAAUUUUUCUGAGAAAUUAACAAAUUAAAAUUUGUGAAUAUGAAUGGAUUUUCGCUUUAUUUGAAGCAAAAUUAACUAAAUAAUGAAACUGAGGUAUGGAAAAUAUAUAAAUAUAAUAAUUUAGUGCUGUUUUUAUCAUGAAAACAGUGAUGUUUCCUUUUGGAAUAGCGAAAAAUUUCCAUUUGGAGCAGGUUUUGAAUUAGCUUAAUUUACCCUAUCGGAACUAUCGUUCGACAAAGCUAAUUAAAAAGAAGUAAAGACGAAUAAAAAGAAUCAAAUAUUGAGGGAUUGUGGCAAAUCUCAGACAGCUUGCAAUAUCGGACAUUUCUUUUAUUUCUCAAAAAUCCACAAAUGUUUAGUUUUUAUAUUUUUUAGAAGUUGUAAAAUGUUAAAGAAACGAAAGAAAAUCCUUUCAAGAGUUCCGGAAGGAUAAGAAAAUUUGAUAAACUUGAUGUCCGAUAUUACACACAAAUUAAUAUCUGUAUUUUUUAUUCAAUUUCAAAUGAAUUGCAGUAGACUCUCGCUAAUUCGGUUCCUUUAACAUCGGGCUACUUUUGAAUUCGGGCAGCAGUUAAAUUUGAAAAAAGUUUGUUGACAUUUUUCAAGUUCGAUUAUGAUUACCGAACGAACCAAAUUUGCCAUGUUUUGUCUCAGUUGUGAUGGGAUUUUGCAUUAUAAAGGGGCUUUCAUGAAAUUUAUAAUUAAUAUGAGUAUGUAAACAUAAUAUGAGUAUGCAGGUAAACAAAAGAUCGUUGUAUUUCAAACACUGUGAUGCCCGAAUUUCUCUCUAGUUCGGGUGACAUUUCUGUCCCAAAUGGCUGAAUUUGAAAGAGUCUACUGUAUAAUAAUUUAGUGAUUCUGUAGAUCUUUAUGAUAUUCUAUUGUGGAUCUUUUUCAUUAGGACCCAAACACAAUUCGCUAUCAUUUUUGGAUUUCCCCUUCCUUGAUAGCGCUUUUUCUUCUUUUUGCAAGGUGAAAUCUUUCACCGUGCUCAUUGCUUUGUGCACUAAGGUUGUCUGGGAAUAUUUUGAGAUGAAAAUGCAAAAAAGUGCAUUUUCAAGGGCUUUUUACAUCUCAUCUCCUCAGAAAGUAAAUUAUAUCAUAUCAGACAAAAUUCUACUUUAAAACUGAUCACUAGAUGCUUAUCAAGAGAUUUUUUUUUAAUUUCCAAUUUGAAAUUUUGGUAUUUCCCCACUGUACUUCAUGGGCUUUUUCUCUUUUGCCAAUUUAAAAAAAUUAAUAAAAUCUCAAAAUUACAAAUUGGAAAAGAUUUCAAAAUACCUAAAUUUAUCCUUUGCAAUUAUAUUAUAUAAUUAUUAAACAAAUUAAUAAUAGUGUCCAAUAUUGCAAACUGUCCGAAAUUUGACACAGUUCCCCUAAAUAAGAUUAAAAUGAUGUCUCCUUGUUAAAAAUCAAGAAAUUUAAAGUAUAGUCAUACCACUUGACCCAUUGAGUGCCCAGACCGAGAGUUACCGAAACCCAAGUCAAAAAGAACUCAGUCCUUGGGAAAUUAACGAUAUCCUUCUGAAAAUUCACAAAUUCGCUGCAAUACAGCCCUGAUGGCUCAAUGUUUAUUAGGCAAAUGUAUUCUCCCUUUGAACGUUCAUGCCUUCGAAUAAUGUGAAUUUCUUUUAUUUUUCCUAAGAGACUUAUAUAUAAUUAUCAAUGUAUUGAUAAAUCUAACUAAUGUUUAUUAGAAAUAUAUCAGUCUCCUAGGAAAAAUAAAAGAAAAUUUACAUUAUUCGAAGGCAUAAACUGAACGUUCGAAGGGAGAGUACUCUUUCCGUAUAAGUUCAAAAUUUUUGUUCGCAUAUUAUAGAUAUACAGAUUUAUUUCUCACCGUUUUUCCCAUUAAAAUUAAGAAAUAACACUUCUAUUUCUUUAAUUAGAACGAAUUUAGUGAAAUUCUUGAACAGAAAGUGAACCCUAUUGAAAGAGACGACGAGACUUCCCGCACACACGUCCAUAUAAAAUGAAUGGAAUAUCGAGUCCUAAGUUUACAGGAUAUAGGUUUCUGGCUAAAUCAUUUAUCUCACGCUGAUCAGGAGAUGUGAUUUAUCGAUGUCAGUUGUGCAAGUAAAUUCCGUGCCCGUGACGUUCCUUUUCUUAUAUACAAAAUCGAUCUACUCAGGGGGGUGACAUUAGCUCUGAAAAAUGCGACCAGUUUUAGUGUAAUUUUUUUCCUAUUUUCGUUCACAUUUCACGAGAUAUCUCCGAAACUACGUGGGUUGCCAAUUUGGGGUUUUCGGUUGUCCAUUCUAUAUUAAAUUGGCUUUUAUUUUGUAUUUGUAUUUUUUGCUAAUUAAUUCCACAAUGAUAGAAAACACCGAAUAAACUCCAAAGUUUUUUCGGCACGCUAGAAACAUAUGGCAAACAUAGGAAACGUCAUGCCCCUGGAUCUACUUAUGUUUGUGAACUGCUUGUAUUCAAUGCUUGAGCAUCUCUUAACCCUUUAAGGACAAUUGGGUCACCGGUGACUCAAAAAUGAAAUGUUUUCUAUGACCUUCUAAAGUUCGGUUUUGCACUUAAAAGUCAGAAAAAGUAAUUUUUUCUGACCCCUAAUUAUUGACCCUCUCGUCCUUAAAGGGUUAAGGCCUCUACACAUUCUCAAAAAUUUUGAUCAAAAGGGCAUUUUGACCCAUUUUAAUACGGUACGCACAUGUACAAACUAUUUACCUCAAAAUGCUCCAUUUUGUGGAAAAUUUUCCACAAUGUUUUGACUUCUUUCAAAAUUUAGAAUAAAAAAAGGUCUCAUAAAACAAAAGCGUUCAAAUUCAGAGUUUUUAAAGAGAUAUUCUUAAUAAAUACGUCAAUAUUUCCUUAUUCAAUAUUGACCAAUAAAAGAAAACAAACAAAAAAUAAUAAUUUGACAUAUUUUGUACAAAAACGUGUACAGAAAGUACAUAGGAUUAAAUUUAAAUAAAAAAAAUGAUUGAAUUAUAUUUAGCGAGUAAAAUUGUGUUACAAGUAGAAAAAAAUAACUUUUUCCUAACUGUUGUGUGCUUCUUAAUUUCCUCGCCUGAUAAAAAAAAAUUGGUAGCUGAUAAAAUGCCUCUUGUAGCUUUUUAAAACGCCAGAAAAGGAAAUUUUAAUAACAAAACAACCUGAAAUCGUCCUUUUCAAAUUGGUGUGUUUUGUAAGAAAAAGAAAAUUACUAAAGUUUCUAUAUUAUAUUGCUUAAUUCUUAAAAAGAAAAUAAAUACUAUACAUUCACAUCUAACCCAUUGAGCGCGCACUUGUUUUCGUUGCAGAACCGAAAGAAAAAAAAUUGGAAUAAAAUAAACUCAAAUUUUACCAAGAGAAAAUCUUCACCAUUGAAAAUAAGAUUUUUGUGGUACAAAAGUGUCAAAUUAUUUACCACAUAAUUGUUGACCUUCCAAUGAUGUUUUAAUGUAAAAUAAAAGAUAUAAGAAAAUUAAUGUACAAAAAUAUUUCACUAUCAAAUAGGUUUUUUUUAACAACUUUCAAAGCAAUUUCACUACCUUUUUUUGUUUUAAGCUGAUAAAAAAGUUCAUCAUGCAAAACUCAUUCUAAAAAAAAACAAUCUCACUCGUAUCUGCAAAAAUUUG